Microtus ochrogaster (prairie vole) is the source of this 1063-nucleotide messenger RNA. RefSeq names its product protein FAM117B-like. Lineage: Eukaryota; Metazoa; Chordata; Mammalia; Rodentia; Cricetidae. The record is from RefSeq and is a predicted model, not a curated record.
UUAUCUUGCUGGGCACUGGCCCGAGAUAGUCGUGGGCAAGCCGCACCCUGCAUGAGGGACAAAGCCACACAAACCUAGAGUGAGUGGACUAAAGAAUAUGCCGAGAAAAAAGGGUCUCAUAAGCGCUCAACGUCCUGGGGCAGCACAGAGCAGCUUAAAGAGAUUGCAAAAUUAUGCCAGCAAUUGCAGAGAAGCAAACACAGCAGUCGUCAUCAUCGAGAUAAAGAGAGGCAGUCUCCAUUCCACGGCAGCCAUGCAGCUAUUAACCAGAUCCAGGCUCCUGCUCCAAAGAGCACACUUACUCCUGCCUGCCCCAUCACCAAGUCGACAGGCUCUCGGUUCUGGAACAGAGUGGAAGGACUGAACCAGGAGAUCGAGAUCAUAAUUAAGGAAACUGGGGAGAAGGAAGAGCAGCUUGUUCCCCAAGAUAUCCCCGACGGUCAUCGUGCUCAUCCGCCCCUUGCCCAGAGGAGCAGCAGCACUCACAGUAUUGACACCCAGACGCCAGGGGGGGAUGCAGACAAGGGGAGCAACAACAGCAACCGCUCUCAGUCUGUGUCCCCCAUAUCCUUCUUCACCAUCUCUAAUGAGGGCAGCGAGGAGAGCCCCUGCUCCGCUGAUGACCUGCUUGCUGAUCCCAGGGAUAAAGAGAAUGGAAACAACUCUCUUUUGCCAAAAUAUGCAACCUCACCAAAACCUAAUAACAGUUACAUGUUCAAAAGGGAACCUCCAGAGGGCUGCAAAAGGGUCAAAGUCUUUGAGGAGUGCUCACCAAACAAGGUGAAUUUCAUUCCUAAGAGUGGCUCUGCUUUCUGCCUGGUGAGCAUCCUCAAGCCGCUUCUUCCCAUACCAGAUCUUACCCUCAAGGGCUCUGGCCACAGCCUGACAGUCACCACUGGCAUGACGACCACUCUGCUUCAGCCCAUCUCCAUGGCCUCCCUGUCAGCAAACACAGAGCAGGACAGGGUAUCUCAAGGAACCAGUACAGUCCUGCCCUCAGCCUCCCUCCAUGCACCACCAGAACCCAUCGAAGAAGCCGAAGGAUAGGUUCUGGGAACUGAGA